This is a messenger RNA of Aphanomyces astaci, 531 nucleotides long. RefSeq lists its product as hypothetical. The record is from RefSeq and is a predicted model, not a curated record. Bases 67 to 474 code for a protein of 135 amino acids. The transcript has a single exon. NCBI's taxonomy places the organism in Eukaryota, Oomycota, Saprolegniomycetes, Saprolegniales, Verrucalvaceae.
CCUCAAUCGCUUGCUUUUGCUUCGACAGUGAGCAAGUCUUCCAUUAUCGAAGUCGUUCGUGGUGGUAUGUCGUCGUCCAUAGCGCGUUCACCACCACCAUUGCCUAAGCCGUCCUCGUUCUCAAUGGUGUGCUCGAAGCCGCUCAAGCGGAAGCGUUCCUGUGGCGAUGUCACCGACUGUGACCACCGCCCAAUGACCAAAAAGGGCUUGACGGCCCACAUGCACGCGAGUCUGGCGUUGCUGCAGCACCUUCCCGCACUAAACGUCCAUCGGAGUUCACGACUAGCCCGUCGCGGCGCCGUAGAUGUUGGCGAUUGCAUGAUCCAUGCAUUGGGUUCUGUCCUCCAGUCCACAGCUCAGCUGUCCACGACGAAUGUCACUACACAAGAAGCCACCACCACAACCUCAGUUGCUCCAUGUUUGCCGAAAGAAGACAGCAUCAGACAGCCGCAUCCGGUCUCGUUCUCCACUUAGUCGUAGCGCAGCCCAUACACUAUAACAUUUACAGUUUCAACCCCACAAACUGACCUA